This is a messenger RNA of Saccostrea cuccullata (small rock oyster), 1353 nucleotides long. Its product is annotated as plancitoxin-1-like. Gene Ontology annotation, molecular function: deoxyribonuclease II activity. The transcript has 8 exons. NCBI's taxonomy places the organism in Eukaryota, Metazoa, Mollusca, Bivalvia, Ostreida, Ostreidae. Bases 48 to 1094 code for a protein of 348 amino acids. Gene Ontology annotation, biological process: apoptotic DNA fragmentation. The record is from RefSeq and is a predicted model, not a curated record.
CACACAGGUUUAGUUUUGGUUCGAAUGCAUCUACAGCACAAAUCAGAAUGGUAACACCUGUGCCAUCACUGACGGUCAUUCUAUUUACAAUUCUCAUACAACCUUCUUUCUGUUUAAACUGUGUUUCACCUUCAGGAAAACCAGUUGACUGGUAUAUAAUGUACAAAAUUCCUCGUCCAACAAAAAGAACGCCAGCAAACACUACCGGGGAAGAGUUUUAUUAUCUGGACUCUGUAAAUCCAGUUUUUGUAUUUAAAGGUGUCAGUAUACAGAAAGAGAAGGAAAACCCACUGUUCAAAACACUUCAACAAAUUUAUGAUGGGAAGUCAUCGGUGUAUGCCAUGUACAAUGACGAACCUCCAAAUCGCUACACUACAUGGUUUACAGCAGAGAGUAACAGAACAGCUUAUUGGGAGACAAAUGGUGGCGCCCACAUGAAAGGUGCCUACGCUUUUGAUGAGAACGAAGGCUUUUGGUUGAUUCUAAGCAUACCAAAGUUCCCCGCUCCACGAAAGCAAGGAUACAGUUAUGGUCAUUCACAGAUCAGAGAGGGACAGAGCAUACUAUGUGUUACUCUAGACAAGCAGUAUCUUAAGGCAGAAAUGGAAAAAAUAUUUCAUAUAACAAAGCCAACUAUUUAUGAUGAUAAUACGGCAAUGAAAACUGGGCAAAAAUAUAGCAGCCCUUCUUCUACAACUUUCACUGUGGUGGAUUUAAAAUCCAAAGGAGGACAGGAAUUUCGCUUCUUUGCCAAAUCAGACAAGUUUGGAAUGGACUUGUAUGAUGCAUUUGUUGCCAAGGAUCUCAAAGACAAUAUGUAUGUGGAGACUUGGCAUCCAAGCCUGAAAUCCAAUUGUUCAACACAGUACAAGGUUUAUAAUGUGGAAAAGGUAAAGUUUGCUAAUCAUUACAAGUUCAUGUCCACAACAGAUCACUCGAAGUGGGCGGUAACAGAAAACAGAGAAUGGACCUGUAUUGGUGAUAUCAAUAGAGCUACAUCACAGUUCAAAAGAGGAGGUGGAACAAUGUGCUUUUAUCAUGGCAAAGUUUCCCAGCAGUUUAGACAACUCAUAGGAGAAUAUCAUAAAUGUUAAGGAAAGACAGACCUGUCCUCUGUUUCCUGCAUAGGGUCUUCUGGAUGUGAAUUUUUCAGUCAGAAAAGGACAGUACCAGCAGUUCUAAGCUUGAUAUAUAAUUUGACAUUGAAUUAUGUGUUUCUAAGGAAAACUGUCAUCUGUAAUUUCACAGCAGAAAUAUUUUCAAUAUUAUUCCAAGAUUAAAAAUCUGGGUCACUUUAAAAAAUUCAGCCAUAUAAUAAUUCAUAUAUACACAGCGAUGGUUAUCAAUUUCUUA